Talaromyces proteolyticus is the source of this 921-nucleotide messenger RNA. RefSeq names its product putative mating-type switch/DNA repair protein Swi10/Rad10. The record is from RefSeq and is a predicted model, not a curated record. Bases 1 to 921 code for a protein of 306 amino acids. Lineage: Eukaryota; Fungi; Ascomycota; Eurotiomycetes; Eurotiales; Trichocomaceae. Gene Ontology annotation, biological process: nucleotide-excision repair; meiotic mismatch repair; UV-damage excision repair. The transcript has a single exon. Gene Ontology annotation, cellular component: nucleus; ERCC4-ERCC1 complex; nucleotide-excision repair factor 1 complex. Gene Ontology annotation, molecular function: single-stranded DNA binding; damaged DNA binding.
AUGGAUGGUGAACAUUCCAAUAAGUCUGAGAAAAAGAAUCUAUCUCAGGCGGAAUCGAAAGUCCAGCAGCCGAAGCCGCAGGCUCUCCCAAACCGUACCGCUCCUUCGGCCAUUCUAGUAUCAUCGCGGCAAAAGGGCAAUCCAAUUCUCAGCCAUGUAAAGCUUGUGCCGUGGGAGUAUGCUGAUAUCCCGGCAGAUUAUGUUCUAGGAGCUACUACCUGCGCACUGUUUUUAUCAUUGAAAUACCACCGGUUACAUCCAGAAUACAUCUACUCCCGCAUACGCGUCCUCGCUGGCAAAUACAGUCUACGCAUUCUGCUGGUCAUGGUAGACAUUCCAAACCAUGAAGAGACAUUGAAAGAGCUGUCCAAGACAUCGAUAGUGAAUAAUGUAACCCUUAUUCUCUGCUGGUCGGCCCCGGAGGCUGCGCACUAUCUGGAACUGUUCAAAUCGUCAGAGAACGCACAGCCAACUGCCAUCCGAUCCCAGCAAGCGCAGUCGUAUCGGGAGAGCCUAGUCGAGUUUGUCACUGUCCCGCGGAGUAUUAACAAGUCCGAUGCAGCUAGCUUGAUUUCGACAUUUGGUAGUCUGCAGGCAGCUAUCAAUGCGCAGCCGGAACAAAUAAGUUCUGUACCUGGCUGGGGUGAGAAAAAGGUUCGGCAAUGGAGUAAUGCUGUCCGGGAGGACUUUAGAGUUGAAGCGUCUAGGAAGAGAGCUGCUGCUGCUCAGCAGGAAAUGCCUGCUGAUAGGCCUCAGCGUGGGCAGGGUAUAUCCGGUAUAGAAGAGGAAGAAGAGAUGCUGUUUGCAUCGGCUCAUGAUGGUGAUCAAUUUGAGGGUACUCAGUCGGAGAAGCAACAAGAAGAGAGCAUGAGUGAUGGUAUCAUGAAUGCCCUAGCCAGGCUGCGGAAGGACGGCGGAUGA